Blepharisma stoltei is the source of this 1402-nucleotide messenger RNA. The record is from the annotation of a GenBank genome assembly. NCBI's taxonomy places the organism in Eukaryota, Ciliophora, Heterotrichea, Heterotrichida, Blepharismidae.
AUGCUGAGAUUUCUCAUUGUUUUACCAAUGAUUUUUCUAGCAGAAUCUUUAGAGGAAAUGCAGAAAACUAAAGUUUCAGCAUGCUUGUAUCUGGUCCACAUCAGAAUCAAUUCAGAUGCAGAGUCAUUUAGAGCUAUUUUUGACGGGCUGGAAAAUGAAGAUUUAGAAAGAGCCUCAAAUAAAGUAAUUGGUGAAAUGGUGCUAAAUUGUGUUGAGAAUAUUGAUAAGGACACUGUCGAAGAAAUUCAAACAAAUUUCAGAGAAUUGGCUUACAAGAGUGACUAUGAUAAAUUAUUCUUUUUUAAUUAAUUUUAAUACAUAUAGUCUACGAGAAUUUAUUAUAUUUUUUGGAGAAAAUAAAAAUAUCUCCUAUGUAAAUUCUAAAAAUUUAUUACUUACUCCUCUGUAUGCGAACAAAAAACUUUUGCUCAGAGAGGAGUUAAUAUUUUUUCUUAAAUAUUUAUAUGUAAUUUUAUAAUAAUUUUUUUCAAAUUUUACAAAAUCCCAAUUCACGAAAAUUGGAAAGCAAAUAUUAUUUUAAUUUAUUUUAAAAUGCAAUUUGUUCAAAAUUAAACAGAAUUAGCUAGAGAUUUCAUUAUAUUAAUUAUCACUUAUAUAUAAAAAACUUUUUCAUCAAAAAUUUUUAUUUGCUCACUGAGGAUGGGCUUUUGGGGAUUUUUCCAAUGGCUUUCUUCGCUCACAGGGAGAUUUAGGUAUAUUGUCAUAUGAUAAAAAUGAUUUACUAGGUGAUAUCCACCUCACACCUGAACAAAUUGAAAUAAUGGAAGAAGCCACAAAACAAUCAGAAGAAUCAUAUUACCAAGAACACCCUGAGCUUUCUGAAGAAGCUGAUUUAGGCAGAAAACAAAAAUUAGCUGGCUGCUUAUCUCUUGCAAGAUAUAAAAUCUCAGAAGAUGACCCAAUAAUUAAACAAAUUUUACAAAACAUGCCAAGCGACCUUGAAGAAAAAAUUAUGAAUAAAAUUGUCGGGGAUAUUCUUAUUGGUUGUAUGGAUAAAAUUACAGAUGAGAUAGUCGCAGAAUUAAUGAAAACUCAAUCAUUUAGCGAUUUAAAGCCUGAGCAUAAAAAUUUAUUGGUGUGGGAUAGCACUCAAUUUAAAAAAGAUCAAGAAAUAAAGUUCACACAAAAACAUUUUAUGCUAUUUGACGAAGUUAUGGAGUCGAAAAAGGAAGCUGAAAAAUAUUAUCAAGAACAGCAGAUGGAAAAUUUAGAAAAUCAUGAAAUUCCGUAUGAGGAAGGACAUUUAUCUAAUAUUUGGAUUAUUGUAGUAGGGGCUAUUGUGAUUAUUAUAGGGUAUGCUUAUUACUCUGCUACAGGAAACUCUCAAAAAGAAGAGCCAAAACCUACAGAUUCCAAUAAUAAAACCAAAAAAAGAGAAUAA